This is a messenger RNA of Baudoinia panamericana UAMH 10762, 1472 nucleotides long. RefSeq lists its product as uncharacterized. The record is from RefSeq and is a predicted model, not a curated record. Bases 117 to 1250 code for a protein of 377 amino acids. Gene Ontology annotation, molecular function: protein binding; peptidyl-prolyl cis-trans isomerase activity. Gene Ontology annotation, biological process: protein folding; protein peptidyl-prolyl isomerization. The transcript is spliced from 2 exons. Gene Ontology annotation, cellular component: intracellular membrane-bounded organelle. NCBI's taxonomy places the organism in Eukaryota, Fungi, Ascomycota, Dothideomycetes, Mycosphaerellales, Teratosphaeriaceae.
AUAGCCUCUUAACAGUUGCAAUUGACCCUGCCAGUCGUCUACGCAGAAGCUUCGUAUUGCGGACAGCGACCUACUGCCUCAUUGAACACCAGAGCGAUCGGACACAGCUCGCAACAAUGGCAGCCAACGGCACCCACUCUAAACGCCCGCGCGUUUUCUUCGACAUCACUAUUGGCGGUACCCCUGCCGGCAAGGUUGUCUUCUCUCUGUAUUCGGACGUCGUCCCCAAGACCGCCGAAAACUUCCGCUGCCUCUGUACCGGCGAAAAGGGAACAGGAAGUUCAGGCGUGCCACUCCACUACAAGGGUAGCGCCUUCCACCGUGUAAUCAAGUCUUUCAUGAUCCAAGGCGGUGACUUCACGGCCGGCAACGGCACGGGCGGCGAGAGUAUCUACGGCGAGAAGUUUGAGGAUGAGAACUUCGACCUCAAGCAUGAGAAGCCAUUUCUGCUGAGCAUGGCCAACGCGGGCAAGGGCACGAACGGCAGUCAGUUCUUCGUCACUACCGUGCCGACGCCGCAUCUGGACGGCAAGCACGUUGUGUUCGGGGAGGUGAUUGCGGGGAAGAAUGUGGUGAGGCAAGUAGAGAACACGCCGGUGGGAGCGAGCGACAAGCCGGAGCGGGACUGCGUGAUCGAGGAUUGUGGAGAGCUGCCAGAAGAUGUGAGCUUGGAGGAGUUCGUGAAGAAGGCUCCAGAUGCAACCGGAGAUGCGUACGAGGAGUUCCCGGAGGACCAGUUAGGCGAGGGCAAGGAGUGGAAGGGUUCUGAGAUAGUUGCCAUUGCCACCGAGCUCAAGGACAUUGGCAGCAAAGCGUUCAAGUCCAACGACCCGAAGCUUGCGCUUGCCAAAUACCAGAAAGCGCUUCGCUACUUGCACGAGUACCCGGCGCCCCUCGAAAACGAUCCCGCCGAUCUCGGGACACAGCUCACUCAGCUCAAGAUCUCCCUCCACACCAACAGCAGUUUGAUGCAGUAUAAGCUGAAGCAAUUCAGAGACUCUGCUGAUUCCGCAGACAAGGCGCUCGCAGUCGAAGGCGUUACCGACAGCCAGAAGGCCAAGGCGCUGUUUCGAAAGGGUGUCGCAGCGAAGGAGGGCAAGAACGAAGAGGAUGCGCUGAAGUAUUUGGAGGAGGCGGAGAAGCUGGCUCCGGGAGAUGCCGGGAUCAAGAACGAGUUGGCUGGUGUGAAGAAGGCGGCGAGCGAACGGAAGGCAAAGGAGCGGAAGGCUUACAGUAAAAUGUUUGAUUGAAAGGAUGUGAGCGACGAGCGAGUGCGGACUUUGAGCGUUCACAGCGUGGCGUCCUGCAUGGAGUUGCGGCUUGCCAUUGAGCGGCUGUCAGUCCCGCCCAUUGCGGGCGGAAAGUACUGCGGGCAUAAAUACUGCGGGCGAAAAGUACGGCGGUCCUUCGUAUCUUGGCCCAACAGACUUCCUCGAAGUUUGGCUACCUUGCUACACAUAAGUUCUUGAACG